AUGUUUCAUAUCUUUGCAGCUCAAGUGAAAGGAUUCUUAGGUGGUUGUAGACCUAUCAUAGGAAUAAAUGGUGCACAUUUAAGUGGGUAUUACAAAGGGGUUAUGCUCACUGCAGUUGCAAUAGAUGAGAAUAAUGAGAUCUUUGUGUUACCCUAUGGGAUUGUUGACACAGAGAGCAUAGAUUCAUGGACUUAUUUUUUCAGAAACUUGAGGUGCUUGUUUGCUCAGUAUGAAUCUCAGAAGGAUGACUGGACUUUUAUCAGUGACAGGAUGAGGGGGGUUGAAUCAGCAUUGUUUGAGGUGUUCCCAAGAGCUACAAGGAGAAUAUGCUGCCAGCAUUUGUACUCAAAUUGCAAGGCUGCAGGAUGGAGUGGGGCAGCAUUUCAUAAGAUGUUUUGGAUUGCGGCAAAUGCCUACAAUGAGUACGUUUUUGAAAAAACUAUGUCCAAGAUAAAAGAUUUUGAUGCAGCAGCAUAUGACUAUCUCAAAAAUGUAGAAGAGCAGUGGAGUGUGCACAUGUUUAACAGGACAGUUUGUUGUGAUCAUAACACAACAAACUUCGUGGAGUCAUUCAAUGCAAUAACAAAGGCCAACAGGGAUAUGCCUGUGUUGACAUUGCUGGAAGAUGUCAGGAAUUGGUGCAUGAAAAGGAUGGGUUCCAGGUUCGAUAAAGCAGUAAGCAUGGAACCUAAUGAUCUAACAGAGCAUGCAAAGGGGGUGCUGGCGACUAGGACUGAUGAUUCUAGGUUCUGCCAUGUCACUGCAGCUGGUGAUGGAGAGUUUGAGGUGAGGGAUGACCAUGUCAAGUUCCCUGUCACCCUUGGAAAUAUGACUUGUGGGUGUGGGAAAUGGCAAGGAUCAGGGAUCCCUUGCAAGCAUGGGCUAAGGGUCAUUUACAACCAGAGACUUGAUCCUAGGGACUUUGUAUCACCUUUCUACAAGGGGCCUGCUUACAAACUCACUUAUGGAGACCACAUCCACCCCAUGGCUGAUCCAACUCACUGGCCUUCACUAGAUGUGCCAGAAAUUGCACCACCCCAAGGGAAAAGAAAUGCUGGCAGACCACCUAAGCAAAGGAGAAGAGCUGCUCAUGAGGCAAAAAAAGGAAAGAGGCAUAAGAAUAACAAAUGCAGCCUAUGCAAAGAACUAGGCCACAAUGCAGUGACAUGCAAGGCAAAAAAGGCAUCAUCAAAGAAGACAACACAUGCAGCUUCCUCUUCACAGCAAGGCAACACUAGGGGGAAGAGAAAGGCUGCUACUUAGCAUUGUUUAGUGUCAUUUUUUUGGUGAACAUUGUUUAUUGUCAAGUUGUAUUUGAACAUGUUAACUACUUGGUUUGUAUGACACUUCUUUUGUUUAUCAUAAUUCCAAUGGGUAUAUUUUAAAAAAAUAUGGUAUUUGAUGAAAAUAAAAAAAGUAAAUGGUAUAUGGUGAAUUAUUAAUUUACCACAAACGGCACACUAACGGCAGUUGUCAUUAAUGGUAUUCUGUGCUAACGGACGUAAACUCAAUGGUAUAUGAUGAAUUAGAAAAUUUCGUGUGGUAUAUGGUGAAUUUCGAAGAAACUCAGUGGUAUAUCAUGAAAUAUCCGUUAGUUUUAUGAUGUCAAUAGAGUAGCCUUUGCACAAAUUUGGAAUUUAGAAAUGUAUCAAUUUGUGCACUUACAAUAUCUA
Amaranthus tricolor (Joseph's coat) is the source of this 1673-nucleotide messenger RNA. RefSeq lists its product as uncharacterized. The record is from RefSeq and is a predicted model, not a curated record. Gene Ontology annotation, biological process: DNA transposition. The transcript is spliced from 3 exons. NCBI's taxonomy places the organism in Eukaryota, Viridiplantae, Streptophyta, Magnoliopsida, Caryophyllales, Amaranthaceae. Gene Ontology annotation, molecular function: zinc ion binding; DNA binding; transposase activity. The coding region runs from base 1 to 1263 and encodes 420 amino acids.